CUCUCUCACACACACACACACACAUACACACACAACAUGCAAAGGAUACCAACUCAUAGAUUAUUUUUUUUAUGAUCAUUCAAUUUUUCUACUUCCCCCUUCUACAUACAAUUCUAUUGUCCAUCCUUCACAUACAACACUAUAUAAAGCCCAAACACUCCACUCAAAAUCCCAAACUAACAAAAGAGAAGUAUGAAGACCUCCUCCUCCUCCUUGUUUAUAGUCUUCUGUAUCCUUCUUCCCAGUAUCAAUGAAGCCAACCAAGCAAGCAAACUACGAGAGCUCAUUAAAUCAAAGAGAUCGUCGAGUUCUUCUUCAGACGAUUCAUUGCGAGAGAUAUUAUCUACCAAGUCCUUUUCUCCGGUCUACGUCAGCCCUCAAGCUGGUAUGAAGGAAACAGAGAAGGUUGAGGAGUUGCCAGGGCAACCAAAGGGUGUGGAUUUCGAUCAGUAUGCAGGUUAUGUAACUGUCGAUCCUAAGCAUGGAAGAGCACUGUUUUAUUAUUUUGCGGAAUCUCCUCAGAAUUCUUCUAGCAAACCUCUUGUUUUAUGGCUCAAUGGAGGACCUGGGUGCUCCUCUUUAGGAUAUGGAGCUAUGGAGGAAGUAGGACCCUUCAGAGUAAACAGCGAUGGCGAAACGCUCACCAGAAAUUACUAUGCAUGGAACAAUGUGGCAAAUAUUUUGUUUCUGGAGUCACCAGCCGGCGUCGGGUUCUCUUAUUCAAACACAAGUUCAGAUAUUUCUCAGAAUGGAGAUAAGAGAACUGCAGCAGAUAACUAUGUGUUCCUUAUAAACUGGCUGGAGAGAUUCCCACAGUAUAAAACUCGUGAUUUCUUCAUUGCAGGAGAGAGCUAUGCAGGCCAUUAUAUUCCAGAACUUGCAUCUCUUAUCCUACAAAACAACAAGAUCACCAAUCAAACUGUUAUCAACCUUCGAGGUGUUGCUAUCGGGAAUGCUUAUAUCGACGAAAUGUCUAAUGAAAUAGGACUAUAUGCAUUUUAUUGGAGCCACGCUCUAAUCUCAGACGAGACUUACAACAAUCUCAAUUCAAGUUGCAAUUUUACCGGUCAAGAUUACUCUCUUAUUUGUAGUGAAGCAAUGGACAGAGCAAACGGAGAAUCAGGAGAUAUAGAUAGUUACAAUAUAUAUGCUCCACUUUGUGAUGGUUCAAACAGCUCAUCAGGGGUUGCGAUGGCAGAUUUUGAUCCUUGUUCAGAUAAUUAUGUAUAUGCUUACUUAAACAAUCCUGAAGUUCAGAAAGCCCUUCAUGCAAAUGUGACAAAAUUGCCACAUGAUUGGGAAGGCUGCAGUGACAUUGGAUGGACUGAUUGGCCUGAUACAGUGUUACCUAUCAUUAAGGAGCUUACUACUAGCGGCAUUAGUUUCUGGCUCUACAGCGGUGACAUUGAUAGUGUGGUUCCUAUAACGUCUACAAGGUACUCCAUCAAAAUGCUUGGGUUGCCAAUUAAGAAUUCAUGGCGCCCAUGGUACGUCAACAAAGAGGUCGGAGGUUAUGUUGAGGAAUAUGAUGGAUUGACGCUAGCAACUGUUAGAGGAGCGGGGCAUACGGUUCCAAGUUACCAGCCCGAAAGAGCAUUAGUCAUGAUCUCUUCAUUCCUCCAAGGACAACUUCUACCUAGAAAAGCAAAAUAACAGUCUCUGUGAAAGAAAGGCUCCAAUAUAUUUUUCCUCGAUAUCUAUCGUGGUUUAAAUUGAAGCGUAAGGAGAAAAAUAAAUCAUUUGUCAUUUAUUUGAAGUUGUUUCUUUUCUUAAAUAGGUCGUUUCUGUCAAGUACUAGUUAUCUCCAUUUCUAACCUGGAACCUAGCAUUACUAUAUAAUCAUGUGGA
Messenger RNA from Asparagus officinalis (garden asparagus), 1848 nucleotides. RefSeq names its product serine carboxypeptidase-like 40. Gene Ontology annotation, molecular function: serine-type carboxypeptidase activity. The record is from RefSeq and is a predicted model, not a curated record. The transcript is spliced from 8 exons. NCBI's taxonomy places the organism in Eukaryota, Viridiplantae, Streptophyta, Magnoliopsida, Asparagales, Asparagaceae. Gene Ontology annotation, biological process: proteolysis. Gene Ontology annotation, cellular component: vacuole. The coding region runs from base 193 to 1653 and encodes 486 amino acids.